AUGAGAUCAUUUGCGCCAUGGAGCCUCGUCGCUGCGACAUUGACAUUAUGUGUCGCGGAACCGAUCGCAAAGCCUGAAGCUAUACCACAGCAGAUAUCGAACAAUGCGCCCUUCUCCGGCGCCGUGUACAUUGUAAACCCAGACGGCCAGCAAGUCGUAGCGCAAGACGCAAAUUGGUGUCCUUCGUCAGCUUCAGUAAGCUGCAGCAAUGUUAACCAACCGAGUUGGUGCUGUCCAUCAGGCUACACAUGCGCAGUUCCUGGCAACUCGAACGGACUGAUCGGCUGCUGCCCAAGCGGAAACCAAUGCGGAGGCGCAGUAAACGUCGCACAAGUCACGACCGUAACCGUAUACCCCCAGCAGCAAACAGCUGUCGUGUACAAGGCGGCUUCUGCGCUACAAUCACAAUGGAUGGUCCCGAUCUACCAAGAGCGGAGCAAGGAGGAUGCGGCACAAUCUUGA
Messenger RNA from Alternaria viburni, 462 nucleotides. RefSeq lists its product as uncharacterized. The record is from RefSeq and is a predicted model, not a curated record. The transcript is spliced from 3 exons. Bases 1 to 462 code for a protein of 153 amino acids. Lineage: Eukaryota; Fungi; Ascomycota; Dothideomycetes; Pleosporales; Pleosporaceae.